This is a messenger RNA of Paraglomus occultum, 819 nucleotides long. Lineage: Eukaryota; Fungi; Glomeromycota; Glomeromycetes; Paraglomerales; Paraglomeraceae. The record is from the annotation of a GenBank genome assembly.
AUGACGCAUUCGCACAAGGUUAUUCAACAUACUCGUUACAAGCUGAAACGAAGGAAAGCUAUUCGUAAAAAAUCCGUACAACCAGCAUGCAAAUAUUCUCAGACUGUGAAGGAUCGUACUAGGAAAAAGCAGGCUUGGACGAAGCGUCCAUCAUGUCUUAUAUCGGCAUCAAAAGUGUUAUCCGCCAUACACAACUUUCAUAAAUCGUCUUUGAACUGUGCUAAAAAGCGUAAGAGAUGUUUCUGGAAAAGUUGCAGCAAGACGAAACAUAGUUCCAUAGUUGAAGACAGGGGAAAUCAAAAUGAAGUUUGGGUCAUGGAUGAGAAUCAGAUUGAAGACAAUCUCCCAAGUCGCAGUAUAAACACAAGCUAUUAUAAAAUAGAACCCACGGAUGAGUCAUGGGAGGUGAGUGCUACCCUCACCAGACGUAGUUCGUCCAUCAGAAGAUAUGCGGGACAACGGGUUCGGAGAACAUCGAGGAAACACUCGAGGCGAAGAUUGGCGAAAAUACGAGAAAAGGCCCAGAAUAAUAUUGUUAGCGAUUCAUUGCAAUGUGAAGAAACAAUGAGUGUUACACUUCGUUAUUGGAAAUCUCCUGUAUUACACGCUGAUAAAUCAUUGCGAUAUCGCACACAAAAGCGAAGCAAGGUUCGAUCAAUCUAUGUAAACAAUAAUUAUAUAGUCGAUUCGUUGUUUAUAGACUACAUAUUUUUCAUAAACAAUAAUGACACAAAUUAUGAGGAGUUUGCACGGAUCUCCUUGGCAUGGUGGAGAAACGCUCUCAAUCCGUUGGACAUUAUGGGGUUGCUAGUUAUCUAG